UUCUCACUUAUUUCCUGCUUCCCACCCUUUCAAUUUCAAACCCAACACCGUUAAUAACUCACAAGGACUUAACACGCGGCAUAUCCCAAACAACAACACAAAAGUGAAAUCACCAUACUUUGUACUAAACCAGCCAUUUUUUUUUACUUUGUUUUUCUGUUAUUUUACAUGGCUUCCAAUCAAGAAAUGAACCUCCCUUUGAGGCUUUUGGUGGACAAAGAAAAAAACCGUGUGGUUGUGGGUGAAGCAAGUGGAGACUUAGUAGACAUUUUAUUCAGUUUUCUCACCCUUCCCUUGGGAACAAUCAUAAGGCUUGUGUCAAAGAAGAAGCAAGUGCAAUUGCAUGAUGAAGCAGAAGAGAUUGGUUGCAUCAACAAUCUCUACCAAAGUGUGCAAGAUUUUGGUGAUGGGGUGUUCUGGAACCAUAUUUGCAAGAGAAUGUUGCUGUGUCCACGCAACCCUUGUGAAGCACUUUGCCAAAAGCUGAAGCUGAAAGUGGAUGAUACGGAACCCAUGAAGUACUUUAUGUGUAGCAAGGGGUGUAGAAGGGGUGGUGAUUGGUUCUUGAGUACUUUUGCCGAGGCUAGUUGCUCUUGUGGGAAAUUGAUGGACAAAGAAAUGAAGUUGCAUGGAGAUUCAAGCGAAAAGACUCAUGAGAAUGGUGUUUUUGUUAAGGGGGAAACCAUGUACUUGAUAUUUGAUGAUUUGAAGGUGUUACAAAGCUCUCCUGGUAAUUCUGUUCAGCAACUUGUCCAACUUGGCUACAAGAACUUCCACAAUCUUAAGGAAAUGUCCCUGAAUGUUGGCCUAAAGGAGAUUUUGGAGUUACUAAAGCACGCAUUAACCUCCAAAUCUCCGCUCAGUGAUGUAUUCUUGGGAAAUGGAGAGUCUAAGAGGAUGUGCAUUUUUAAACCAAAACUUAGACCACAUAAUCAACGUGGGGUAAUUUAUCCUUUUGAUAUAAACCUUAAGGUAACAAUGAGAAAAUCAAAGAAAAAGAUACUCUAUGCUGAAGCUGAGGGAGAUUUUGUUGAUUUUCUAUUCAGCUUCCUCACAACACCUCUUGGAUCUAUUCUAAGGCUAUUGCAUGGCAACUUUUUCUUGGGAUGUAUGAAUAACUUGUACAUAAGUGUGACGGAUCUCAAUCCAUCAUGGCUUACAAGGCCUUCAAGCACUCCUUUAUUGAAUCUAAGGGUGGCUCCUCAAUUUGGUUGUAGGAGGCACCCAACACAACUUUGUGAAGGAGACACUCCUUGUUACUGGUAUGGUACAGGAAUAAUUAAAAAUAAUAUUUGCUAUGCCAUUGGAAAUGGAGUGAUUUCAAAGGAACAAAGUCUGAUACAACGUGCAGCAGCCAUGAAACUUUUUGACCCAAGAUCCCCUGAUGGCACAAGAGAAUCUGCUGUGGGCUUUGUGAAGAGGCCAUCACUGUUUGUUGUAUGGGAUGAUCUUCAAGUGACCCCAUUGGCAAACACUUCUAGCAUUUCAUUUCUGCAAAAGCUGAAUGCUCCAUUGGAUGAUUUGGAGGAGCAUGAAGUGAGAAUUGGAGAAACAGAGGCACUAAACCUAUUGGGAACUUCUUUGACUUCCAAAGCUGCUUUGACAGAAGCCCUAUUAUACCUCCUGAAGAACACAAAGGAAGAAGCUAUGGCUUGAACUCUUUCCAGUUGUUGAUAAGAAGCUGAAUAAUAGAGGAACCGUGCAAAUAUUUUGACUACUGAAGUAUGUUCCAAAAGCCAAGGAUAUUAUAUUACAUUUGAGUGCAUUGGAUGGUGAUGUGAAUUUUACACUCCUAUGCUCUAAGAAAUUAUCUGUUAGUGAACUCUGCAACUGCUAUAUGCUAUUGUGAUAGACAAUCUUGACAUGAAUAUUGAUCAUAAGAUAAAUGAAGAUUACUGGUUAAAGAGUUC
Molecule: messenger RNA, 1910 nt
Organism: Abrus precatorius (Indian licorice)
Lineage: Eukaryota; Viridiplantae; Streptophyta; Magnoliopsida; Fabales; Fabaceae
Exons: 3
Coding region: 169-1656 (495 amino acids)
Source: RefSeq, a predicted model, not a curated record